Acanthosepion pharaonis is the source of this 2445-nucleotide messenger RNA. NCBI's taxonomy places the organism in Eukaryota, Metazoa, Mollusca, Cephalopoda, Sepiida, Sepiidae. The record is from the annotation of a GenBank genome assembly.
AUGGGAAAUGCUAGUUCUCCAAACCGUUUGCGGUCUGAAAGUUGUAGCCCAGAUGAGUGUGAAGCGCUGGAGACAGCCAUUGCAAAUUAUCCACAUAGUGGUGGGUAUGGCCAGGGUUACUCCGGACAUUUCCCUGUAACCCCAGAACCAAAGCAAACUGGUAAAAGAAGGAGAAAUUGUGAUAAUUUUGGUUUGCAGCAGCAUCCAUCAAAUGGCACAAUGCCAAUGAAAAACAGCGAGAAGAUCCAACAGAAGAAAUUGGAAUUUCAGGACGAAAGAUAUUAUGAUGGAAGCUAUCCAUCCUAUUCUGCAUCCUUGUCGUCCUCAACGUCAAAGAACUCAAGGUGGAAUAGCAACACUGCAGCGACAGAGAGUUCCAGAGCUCCGAACACGACCUCUGCUUCAACAUCGUCAACUACAUCAUUUGCUCCCACUCCAAGCAAGUCUGCCUCUAAUUCAAAACAAGCUGCACCUAGUCCCAAGCAGCCAUCUCCAAGUCCUAAGCAGAACACCCCUAAGAGUUCCAAGAGUUCCAAAAACAGUUCCAAGCAGAGAGCCACAAGCCCCAAACAAAGCAGCACUCCUAGCUCCCAGGCGUCCUCUCAGUCAAAUUCUAAUACUACCACAACUGCCACCUCAAGUAGCAAAAACAAUAAAAAUAACAACAAUAACAAUACCUCCAUAGAGAAUUUGCAAGAAGCCCUCAAGAAUACAUCUAUCUCGUCCCCGACUGAGACUACUGAGAGCAAAACGCCCACAUUGGCCGAAAUCAAGGCGGCAGCAGUGGCGCAGGCGUUGGCCGACAAAGCGGCUGAGAAAGGAGCUGACAAGUCUGGUACUGAUUCAUUGGCACCAAAUCUACAGAUCACCUCAGAAAGUUUCGCCGCUCUCAACAAAAAUCCAGUUAGCGCACUGAUGGAAUAUGCUCAACAGCGACACUUACCCGUUGAAUUUAAGCUUUUGUCACACAGAGGACCUUCUCAUCGACCGUUGUUCAAAUUUGCCGUGAUUCUUGGUAAACGCCAGUUCCCCAGUAUGGAGUGCAACAGUAAGAAGGAUGGUAAGAAAGAGGCAGCCGAUCUGACAUUGCGCAUUCUCAUUGCUGAAGGACAGUAUCAACUGGAGAACACCGUCUCAGCAUUGAAAACAAUUCCACCUGCUGAAAUGACACAUUUCGACAAAAUGGCUGCCUUGAGUCACCAGGCAUUUAACAACAUUGCCUUGCAAAUCCCUGAGAACCUUGCUGGGAGAAAGGUCAUCGCUGCUUUGGUGAUGAAGCGAUCACCAACGGAUACGGGAAUUGUUAUCAGUGUUGGAACUGGUAACCGCUGUUUAACCGGUGAUCAUUUGAGUUUGGAAGGCAACAGUGUCAAUGACUCUCAUGCUGAAAUAAUCACACGCCGAGGUUUUCUGAGAUAUCUGUACAAACAUUUACUGGAGUAUGAUCCCGAAAAACCCCAUGACCUAUUUGAGAAAGGUGAACGUAGUCUUUGCCGGAUAAAAACUAAUAUUACAUUCCAUCUGUAUAUAUCAACUGCUCCUUGUGGAGAUGGAGCACUUUUUUCACCCAGGGAUACCGACUCCAGUAAUGUGAAAGUGGAUGAGGAAAAUAAGCACGUCCAUAAUCCGACUUUUUCAAGCAGUGUUCAGGGAUUGCUGAGAACCAAAGUGGAAGGAGGUGAAGGGACCAUUCCAAUAGAUGCUGAUUUCACUGAACAAACAUGGGAUGGAAUUCAACGUGGUGAAAGAUUGCGCACAAUGUCAUGUUCAGAUAAAAUAUGUCGCUGGAACGUGGUUGGUUUACAAGGGGCUUUACUUAGUCAUUUUGUCGAACCGAUAUACCUGGAAUCUCUGACAUUAGGUUAUCUUUAUGAUCAUGGCCACCUAGCACGUGCAGUUUGCUGCCGGAUUGAACGGGGAGAAGCGUCUGUCAACCAACUUUUGCCUGAGGGCUACCGAUUGAACCAUCCUUGGCUUGGCAGAGUUACUGCUUGCGAUCCGCCUAGAGAAACCCAAAAGACAAAAUCUUUGAGUAUCAAUUGGUGCUAUGAUGAUGAAAAGUCUGAAGUUCUCGAUGGUACAGCAGGGAUCUGUUACACAGCGAUUGAGAAAAAUCUCUUCUCUCGCUUAACAAAACACAGCUUAUAUGAAGAGUUCAAGAAAGUGUGUCAGAAAUUUGAACGUGAGGACUUACUCAAUGUCACUUCUUACAACAAAGCCAAGAUGAUGGCCAUUCCUUUCCAGACUGCCAAAAAUUGCAAAACUGGGAUGAAGUACAGCCUGUUGGAGACUUUUGGAACCCACAAUUUAUGCAGGGCCUCUGCCACAGCUAAAACACUCAGUCAUACCCACAGUUUCAUCACCAGGGAAGAAAAUGGGGAGAGAAAUGAAGAGAUUAAAAAUGAUGAAAAAGAACAAAAAGGACUCCUGAAAAUAAAUCUAUGA